Messenger RNA from Truncatella angustata, 3189 nucleotides. RefSeq lists its product as uncharacterized. The transcript is spliced from 2 exons. Bases 83 to 3136 code for a protein of 1017 amino acids. Gene Ontology annotation, molecular function: SUMO ligase activity; zinc ion binding. Gene Ontology annotation, biological process: protein sumoylation. The record is from RefSeq and is a predicted model, not a curated record. Lineage: Eukaryota; Fungi; Ascomycota; Sordariomycetes; Amphisphaeriales; Sporocadaceae.
AUCUUGGCCCCACAGUUGACUGAGUCGUACUCUAUACUUGUGACAAUAUCGAAUCGCUAACCGGAGAUCGCUGGCUAGGAAUAUGGCGCAAAAUAUCCUGUCGAAUUUAAAUGCACUCAAGACCCUUCAAGCUCAAAUAGAGCACAGUGGAGGCGAAGAACGGCUGAACAUAGAACUGGAACGACCUCGCUAUCAACUACUAUACAAUGCUUGCAUAACAGGAGACCUCUUCUUCAUUGUUUUACAUCAAAUUUUCUGCUCUUGGUCAUGCAAUAAUAGUAUAGCUCAUGAUCUGUGUAUUGCCGAGAACAAAGAUCCAAACCUCAUAGACAAUGCAUUUGGACUUAUGGGUACACUACUGAAGAGCAAUUCCAAGCUGGGCGUUGAGCAUGCUAAAUUCUUCAGAACCUUCCCUGAUUCACUAGAAAUACUCCGCACUAAGGUCCCAGUCUAUGCGCGUACAGCUUCACAAGUCCUCUCCUUUCUGACCAAGUUAUCCCAAGGCUGGAUGAUUAUAAAUCACGACCACAGACGGUUGGGCUACCCAUUGAUUAUGGACGAGUUAUUAUCCAUAUUUGGGUUGUUUUCUACCACGCUUCAAACCAUAGUGUUCAGGGCAUCGAGAAGGACUCUGGGUGUGACAGAUGGGCCCAUUGGGGAAAAGAUGGAUGAUCUAUUCAAACAGGAUCAGAUGGCGCACCUCGAUGUCAAUGGCAUCUUCGCCGCAAGGGCUACCGAUAACUUCCACAACGAGCCCUCUAAUGCCGUAUUGAUCCGGCAGUUUACAAUGCUUGUUGCGCAAACACAUGGGCCAACGCAGGGGCAAUAUCAGCAAUAUCAGCAAUAUCAACAGCAGCAACAUCAACAACGUCAACAGCAGCAACAUCAACAACAUCAACAGCAGCAACAUCAACAACAUCAACAGCAGCAACAGCAACAACAGCAACAACAGCAACAGCAACAGCACCUACCCAUCACACCUGGACAGCAAGCAAUCUACCAGCAACAUCAGCAGCACACUACAGUUCCAACCAAUCUGCAGGGACAACUAUCCAGCAAUUCUAGCAAUGCUUCAGCUGCCACAAGAUACGGUCCAAGUGGUACAAUGUCACCAGUGAUACCAAGCAAUGGACAGUCUGCGCAAUCACCUGGAGGCUUUCAAUUUACUUCCGCGAGUUCAGCAGGCAGCAACUCUACGUUUGCUCAGCAGGCUUCCGCCCAAUCUUACCAUGUUCCCACCACGCAAUACCCUGUACUGCAAGGCAAUGCGGGUAUGGUAUCGCCUACCAACGGUCAAUUUGCAGGUGUGGCGUCACCAACGCAGUCACCUGUUCUUGCACAAGGUCAAUAUUUCCAACCACCUAGUCGCUCAGUUCAGUAUGCUGGCAUGGCGCAACCUUCGCCGCCUGCUGUUUAUGACUAUCCACAAAACACACAGACCAGGCGCACUUCGCAGAACUUUCAGGUGUCCAACUCACAAUCGCCCCAGAUGCAGAAUCUAGUAGCAUUGCCGCAACCAAGGCGUGGCUCUCCGGUCCAAAAUAACACCAGCCAAAUGCACCAGGCGCGAAUCCCCGGGCGCUCUUCUCCUCAUCUUCAGACAAAUGCUUCGCAGGUGUCUCCUCAUCUACGACAAGCAACUUCACCAAAUGUACUUGCUAACUUGCAAAAUGUUAGUAAUGAGGUUCCUUCCAACCAAAGUUCGCCACUGGACAACACUGCUAUCCAACAGACUUUUUUGACACCGCAACAACGGCAGUAUCUUGUAGGCAUACAAGUCAUGAACCAUGUAGGCCUAGUACGACAAAGCAAUGUGCGACCACAGGCUUCUAGUGGUCGGUCGUUACAUCAAGGGAGUCUGAACGGCAAUGUGGUUGUCGAUUAUAGACGCACAACACCAAGUCAAAUACCUCCAGCACAAUAUCCUCACGGCCCUCAUGAGCGCAAGUCCCUGGAAAUGUCCCUUCAUCAAGCUCACCUGCGGAGUCCGAAAAGGUUGCUAAGGGGUAUCGGCUUUUCCAGCCCUCCAGAGCGCUACUACCAGUUCGUGAAAUAUUUGGCUUUACAGCCUGCAUCGAUACCUCAGCAAAAGUUUUUGCAUCUUUUUACUUUUAACAUACCCCAGGAAGAAUGUGAUAACAUAUCUAGAGAUGGCAGCAUAGGCGAGUCUUCUCCAGAGGCCAAUCUUUAUUUCGACGGCUCUUUACGCAUGAGGCUACGGGUAUGUCUUGACAGAAAGGCUGCUCACUCUAUCUCCGAAGAUGAUUGGGUGCUUGCCGACAGCUACUGGCCGGAACACAUCCAUAUACGUCUAAACCAGCACCUACUAGCGAUCAAACGAAAGCAACACCACGCCAGGGAUCAACCACUGGAGAUCGGCAAGUUUAUCAAACCGGGUGAAAACGUCCUCCAUGUAUCAGUUCCUGUACAUAAGACAUUCGACAACAACGCGAUGCCGUUCGUAGCCAUCGAAGUCCUUGAAACUCUUAGCCACAGCUCCAUCAAAGCUCUACCCAAUCUAUGUGCAGAUGCUAUUAUACCUGUUGGGCAAACGCGUGCAGUGAUUGAGCGACGCCUCGGCGGCUCGUCCAAUACCGACGACGACGAGAUCGCGAUGGUCACGAGUGAUCUUACCAUCAACCUUGCGGACCCGUUCAGUUCUAAUCUUUGGAAGACGCCAGCUCGGGGAAAGAACUGCUCCCACCUUGAAUGCUUCGAUCUGGACACUUGGUUAGAGACCCGCCCUGGAAAAAGGUUGUGUACCUGCGGUGCCAAGAAAGCCUCCGAUUGCAAAUUAUGUCCGAAGGAACCGUCACUUGUGGAUAAGUGGAAAUGUCCGCUUUGCCAAGGAGAUGCACGCCCUCACAGCUUGCGCAUUGACGGCUUUCUCAUGGAAGUCAGGAAGACGCUGGCAAAACAGGACCUACUGAGUGUCAAAGAGAUCAAGGUCACCGCAGAUGGCACCUGGAGCGCUGUAAUCCCUAACGAUGAUAGUGACUUCGAUAGUGAUGAAGACGCCAGUCCCAACGGAAACGCUCGAGAAGCUUCAGCAGCCAGGUCUGCAACUGCCAGAACUAUGAGUCACACGCCUCAACGAAAUCGGGCUCAAAUUGAAGUCAUCUGCUUGGACGAUUGAUCGUGUAGCAGUAUUUGCCAUACCUCAACUAUCGCGGCACAUUUUGACUCGAA